UAGAGUUUCAACAGCUGUUGUAGGAUGUCCGCGUGCUUUAUAAAAUUUCAAAUAUUUAACUUUACCAAUUUCCUUUUGAAAAGUUCAGCUACCGUAACAUUUUUCUUUGAAAUCUGUCAAAAAUUAGGUACUUUUCAGGUGUCAAUUGUCAACUAACGAUUGACACUUGACAGUAAUAGCAGCAAAGGUCUUCACAGCGAAGUUCUGGUUUUAAUUCUUAUAAAUAUACAUAUAAUAUUGUAUUGUAAAUACUUUUUUUUCUCUAUAAAAAUUUUUUGGUUUAACAUGACUGAAAAUGAUAUUGAAUCUUUAAAAAAUCAAUUAUCAAUAGCGCGAAACGAAAUAAAUAAACUCAGGCAACAAGUAAAAUCGCUGCAAUAUGUCCAUAGAAAAGACAUUGAAUGCUUACAGAAAAUGCUUGAAGAUUUUAGAUGUGAAGGGUGUAAACUACGCAACUUGAAUGAAAAUUGCUUAAAUAAAUCCAAAGAGGUUGCACAAGAUUCCAAUGCCAUUGCUUUUAAACCUAUAGGUGUUAUUAGAACCGCGUUCCCAGAAAAAAGAGCUGUACCAAGGCAGUCUACACUCGCAGGAAAAUUAAGAGGAAUUAUCGAUAUAAACCCAGAUGUUUUCACUAAUCCUGAACAUUCAUUACAAGGACUUCAAGAAUUCUCCCAUUUGUGGGUUAUAUAUCAUUUCCAUAGAAAUAAUUCUCAUUCAAAAACAAAAGUUGCACCACCACGGUUAGGAGGUGAAAAAGUUGGAGUUUUUAGUACUAGAUCUCCUCAUCGACCUUGCCCAAUCGGGUUGUCUUUAGUCGAAAUAAAUAAAAUCGAAGGCUCAAUAAUAUAUUUUAGUGGUACUGAUAUGGUUGAUGAAACACCUGUAUUGGAUAUAAAACCUUACAUUCCAUUUUAUGACUCCCCAUUUAACGGCAGUGAAACUUCUGGCCGUCUUUCUGUAGGUCAAGAUAUUGUUGAUUUCUAUAAUUCUCGGCAGGAGCCAGACGGCGAAGAGUCAGACUCUGACAUUAAUGGGGCUGUUGGAAAUUCCCUAGUAUCAAUGACAAUGAAUAAUUAUAGUAAUACAAAUAAUCAUCAAAUAACAACAUCAGUUUCUCCACUAAACCCUGAUGGUGUUAAAGUACCAAAUUGGAUUAUUAAUGGGCAAACACUGUCAGUAACUUUUAAUGAAAGAGCCGAAUCGCAAAUGCGUGAUUUAAAAGUUGAUCGGCAAAGUAUAAUUAAUGUACUGGAAACUGACCCACGAUCUGUUUAUCUUCGAACAAAAUAUGGUUCACAAAUUUUUACAUUUCAGCUAAGCGAAGUUACGGUAACAUGUAAAUUUGAUGACAAAAUUUCUAAUGUUACUGUAGUUCAAGUAAGGCGAACUGAAAAUGUGCAGGAUGAGAAUUACUAAAUUGAAAACAAAUAAAAAGUAUGUAGAUAUAAUAUACAUUAUGUAUAAGAAGCAAGUAGGAAAAUUAUCUGAAAAUGUGAAGGACUGCAUUUAUGUAUUUGUAUAAAUUUAAGUGAUUCAAAUAUUACAAGUAGUUGAUACAUUAAAAUUUUGAGAAAAUAUUGAGUGUUUGAAAAUUUAAUUUAUUAAUUUGUGGGAGGUCAAGAGAAAUU
This is a messenger RNA of Condylostylus longicornis, 1628 nucleotides long. RefSeq lists its product as uncharacterized. Lineage: Eukaryota; Metazoa; Arthropoda; Insecta; Diptera; Dolichopodidae. The coding region runs from base 286 to 1416 and encodes 376 amino acids. The transcript has 5 exons. The record is from RefSeq and is a predicted model, not a curated record.